Molecule: messenger RNA, 1068 nt
Organism: Penicillium canescens
Lineage: Eukaryota; Fungi; Ascomycota; Eurotiomycetes; Eurotiales; Aspergillaceae
Product: phosphotransferase family protein
Exons: 1
Coding region: 1-1068 (355 amino acids)
Source: RefSeq, a predicted model, not a curated record
AUGAUGGGCAACCAGAACUGCCACGCCGAGCUAGUGUUCGACGAUGGUGUCAAAUGGCUCGCACGCUUCCGUCUCACUAGGACUUCAUCGCCGCCCCGAGAAGUCCGUGAUUGGAUUCUUCGAAGGGAAGCAGCCACUAUGACCUAUCUUCAGCAGUAUACUCGUAUACCAUCGCCUAAGGUUUUCGAUUGGGCGUGCGAAUCCGAUCUAGAGAAUCCACUUGGAGUUGGCUAUAUCCUGAUGGAAAAGCUGGAUGGAAAAUCCAUAGAUUGGCAAGCGGCGACCCUCCAGCAAAAAGAUAAGGUCAUGCAGCAGUUGGUUGACAUUUUCCUCGAGAUUGAAAAGCAUCCCUUCAAAGCGAUAGGAUCGCCUAUCUUGGUAGGAGAUGCGAUAGACAUUCAAGGUCUUACAUAUCAAUCGACUUUCCGAGCGGGAAAGGGUCGGCUCGGCCCAUUCUCUUCUGUGCUACAAUGGUUACAAGAUAUACUGGAGGCUUACCUCGCAAUGAUAGCCAGCGGUGAGAUUGACCCCUGCUACCCCGUGGAGACCUACCUUGUCCACCGAUUUCGCCAAGACAUUAUCGGCUCUCUCUUAGCAGACGUGUCACCAGGCGAUCAAUUCUUCCUCAAGCACCCAGAUGACAAAGGUGACCAUAUUCUGGUCGAUGACUCUUUGGACGUCGUGGGAAUUAUAGACUGGGAAUGGACCCAAACAGUCUCCAAGGCUGAGGCGUUCUCUUCUCCGUGUAUGAUGUGGCCAGUAGGCGAGUUCUACGACGGCUCCAAUGAGCUAGCCGCGGAUGAACUACGAAUGGCUGCUAUUUUCCGUGAGAGAGGUCGUGAGGAUCUCGCAGACUAUGUGAUUAAAGGCAGAAAGAUCCAGAGAUUCUUCUUUGCUCUUGGGGUUGAGAGCUCCUUUCUAGAUAUGGAAACAUUUCUAUCUUUGUUUGCAGGACUUCGACGGGCUUUCAACUUUGAAGACGAAGAGUGGGAGAUAUGGAAGAGCAAGGCUCUUGAUAAAUGGAAAGAUGACGAAUUGCUUCUCAGUUUGUUAGCCGGAACAGGAUAG